AUGAACGAAGAGGUCAGUUCCGUAGAAUGCGCACCUAGUUCCCCCGACGCCAUGUACCUGCCCAAGCUGCUCCGCGGGGGAGGGGCUCUGUCUGCCGGCCUGCGAGGUUUCAGGACGCGCCCUUCGGCUGCUCCGCACGGGAGGUGCCUGCGCGUGCUGGUCGACAUGGAUGGUGUGUUGGCUGACUUUGAAGGUGGCUUCUUAAAAAAGUAUAGAACUCGAUACCCCCAGGAGCCCUACAUCGAGUUGGAGGAACGCCGAGGAUUCUGGGUGUCUGAGCAGUAUGAACAUCUAAAACCCGGACUUAGCGGGAAAGCUAUUAGCAUCUGGGAAUCAAAGAACUUCUUCUUAGAACUGGAUCCUAUAGAUGGCGCCGUGGAGGCAGUAAAAGAAAUGGCCAGCUUACCCAACACGGAUGUCUUCAUUUGCACCAGUCCAAUCAAACGAUAUCAGUACUGUCCAUAUGAAAAGUAUGCCUGGGUGGAGAAGCACUUUGGACACGAGUUUUUGGAGCAGAUUAUUCUGACUAGAGAUAAAAACUGUGGUUUCUGCCGACCUUCUGAUUGAUGACCGGCCUGAUAUAAACAGGAGCAGAAGCCAACCCCAGCUGGGAACACAUCCUCUUCACGGCCUGCCACAAUCGCCAUCUUCAUACGACCUCACCCCUCAGGAGGCUCCAGUCGUGGCGGGAUGAAUGGAAGGGAAUCCUAGAAAGUAAGCGUUCUCAGCUUUCCGAAGGAUGCAGGGAAACCCGUCAAACAGAGCCGAGGGAUUAA
This is a messenger RNA of Staurois parvus, 776 nucleotides long. The record is from the annotation of a GenBank genome assembly. NCBI's taxonomy places the organism in Eukaryota, Metazoa, Chordata, Amphibia, Anura, Ranidae.